GAGUCGGUGGACCGCUGGGGCAAGUGAUCUUCAACAUCGGCAAGUACCAGAAGGCCGGUGCUCUCAUGACCUUCAAGAGUGCCUACGAGAACGACAAGAAGUAUGUAGCGUGGGUUCGGAAGUUCGUGAAGGGCAAGAGCGUACAGCCAGACAAGAGCAGCCACCCAACCAUGACACAGUUCAGACUGUACAUCGCUCUACGAGACCAACGCAAGUCACAACGCCUGCAGAUGAACCCAGAGGUAUCUCAGCAAAUGGUGCAGCUACCUACGGUGAUGAGGUCGCAGCCAAAGGCCAGGCCAACAGCAACCACACAGCCGAGAGUCGCAGCAAGGGCAUCGGGAACCACGAGGAUGGCAACCACGCAGGGUGCCAUGAGUGCUGCAUCGUCGGUGCAGCGAGUGCCAGUGGCAACGACAUCGGAAGCCAAUGUGUGGGACGACCAGUGGUUGGUGACGACGGAGCCCGAGGGCGAGGCGACGGUCGAAACGCCUCUGGACCGCCGUCGUCGGCUGGUUCGCGAGCAGAUCGAGAUGCUGACCCUCCAGCUGGAAGAGCUGCAAGAAGCCGAGGACCUGCGUGGGGUGGAAACCUGUUCCCGGAAGCCAGUUGAGCUUUAUGGUGUUCAUGAGGGUGUUGAUGUUGUGGUUCUUGAACAAGGCUCCGGUGAAGAGGUGCUCACGGCAGUAGGGCUUAGCGUGAAAGUUCUGUUCCAAGAGCUAACUCCUGGAAUGAUCCGGAGCUCUGCCACGGUCGAGCGAGCUGUGAAAGAGAUUCAGAAGCUGAGUCCGAAGCUGCUGGUAGUUCGUCCUCCCGAUCAUAUGACCAAGACCCGAGGUAGUGCUGCUAUGGUGAGAACGUAUCAUGCCAAGCAUAGGGCUGCCUACACACGUUUGAUUGCUGCUUGUUGUGCUGAACAGUGCUGUGAGGGUCGCUUAUUCUGUGUUGAAGAUGUGAACGAGAGCAUGAGUGACCGAGUGAGACAGUGGAAGAAGCAGCGCUGUGAUGAGAACACGUUGGCUGUUGAGAGAGUGGAGAGUGAUAACAUGUGGAGAGCGUUCACGAACAGCAAGCAUCUUCAGCAACAAAUGCAGAAAACGUGGUUGAACAUGAGCGAGUUACAGGAUCCUAGGUGUUUCAUCAAGGAUGUGGCCACAGGACUGAUGAAGGCAAAACAACAAGUUCACGAGGUUCAUGUCGCCCAUUGUGUGUUUACAAUCGAGGAUUUGAGAGGAGAAGGAGCCCAGGAUGAUCGUCGAGUCAUGACUAUUCUUAGGUUAGCCAAGGGGUUGCGAUGUGAGACGUGCGAUGAGUUGUCCAAGCCUAAAUCACAUCAUGUCACCAAGCUUCGCAAGGCUACGGAGUUCAAUCAACAAGUGUGUGUUGACACGCUUGAGCAAGAGGUGCGUGACAUGAAGGUCCAUUUUCUCAACAUUGUCGAUGAGGCCACAGGGUAUCAGAUGGUGGCUCCGUUGUGGAAGGGCAUGCAGGUGGCGUUUUCCAAGGCCCAGGUUGAGGCAAGGCCACGUAGCAAGCAGGAGGCUCAGGAGCUGAUUGAUCAG
Molecule: messenger RNA, 1562 nt
Organism: Symbiodinium necroappetens
Lineage: Eukaryota; Dinophyceae; Suessiales; Symbiodiniaceae
Source: the annotation of a GenBank genome assembly